This is a messenger RNA of Uloborus diversus, 2427 nucleotides long. RefSeq names its product integrator complex subunit 9-like (gene IntS9). NCBI's taxonomy places the organism in Eukaryota, Metazoa, Arthropoda, Arachnida, Araneae, Uloboridae. Gene Ontology annotation, cellular component: integrator complex. The record is from RefSeq and is a predicted model, not a curated record. Gene Ontology annotation, biological process: snRNA processing.
CAACAACCAUGUGCUGUCGUAAAUGAAAUAUUUAUUUUAAAACUAAGCUUGAAAGUUUUUGCGUCUCAUUUGAUUUAAGUAAUGUAAAUAGAAACAAGGACUUCAUAACUGCUUUCCACCUGUCGUUUUGGAAUUCAAAAAAGAAGGAGAAUACUUGUUUUUGACACUCGAAUUUACCGGCUUUCGUAGUGUCACAAUGAAGUUGUACUGCUUAAGUGCUCAUCCAAAUAAGCCAUGCAACAUCUUAACUUUCAAGGGCACAACAAUUAUGCUGGAUUGUGGUCUGGAUAUGACAUCAGCUUUAAUGUUUCUACCUCUGCCAUUGGUUUACAGCUCCAGGUUAUUUAAUUUACCAUCAUGGACUCCUAGAAAUACUAGUGAUCCUCAAAUUGAAGGGGAAUUAAAAGAAUGUAGUGGAAGAGUUUUUGUGGAUAGCUGUCCUGAGUUUUGUCCACCAGAGGAACACAUUGUCGACUUCUCCCAAGUAGAUGUCAUUUUAAUUUCAAACUACCAAAGCAUGUUAGCUCUACCCUACAUUACCGAAGGUACUGGAUUUCAUGGUGUUGUAUAUGCUACAGAACCCACUCUCCAAAUUGGAAGACAGUUUAUGGAAGAACUUGUAACUUUAAUCGAAAGGACACCAAAAAUUCGAGCUGCUACUAGAUGGAAACAAGCUCAUGUUGUAAAAAAUUUGCUGCCUCCUUUAAGUGAAGCAUUGAAACCCAGGUCUUGGAAGCAAGUCUAUUCAAUGAAAGAAGUUAACAGCAGUCUGUCAAAAGUUCAAGUUGUUGGUUUCUCACAAAAGCUGGAUGUGUUUGGUGCAUUAAAAAUAUCAGCCGUUAGUUCUGGUUAUUGUCUUGGUAGCUGUAAUUGGAUUAUUUGGACGGCACAUGAAAAGAUUGGUUACAUUUCUGCUUCUUCAACAUUAACCACCCAUCCAAAACCAAUGGAGCAUUCGCAUUUGAAAAAUUUUAAUGCUCUUAUUCUGAAUAGUUUGACUCAAACUCCUUUAGCUAAUCCUGAUAAUAUGCUUGGUGAUUUAUGUGUGACUGUGGCUGUUACUGUCCGGAAUGGUGGGACGUUUUUACUACCUUGUUAUCCAUCUGGCGUUGCUUUUGAUUUAUUUGAAUGCUUAUCAGUUCAUUUGGAAUCAUCUGGCAGUCUUCAAGUUCCAAUGUUUUUCUUGUCACCUGUCGCAGAAAAUUCUUUAGCAUAUUCUAAUAUUUUGGCUGACUGGGUAACUCAGAGCAAACAAUGCAAAGUUUAUACUCCCGAAGAACCAUUCCCUCAUGCACAUCUACUGAAGGGAGGACGUCUGAAAGCAUUUAGUAGCUUAAAAGAUGAGUCAUUUAGUCAAGAGUUUCGAAGUCCUUGUGUUGUGUUCGCUGGGCAUCCAUCACUAAGAUUUGGGGAUUGUGUUCAUUUCAUGGAGCUAUGGGGUAGCAAUUCAAAUAAUGUGAUCAUUUUUACAGAACCUGAUUUUCCUCAUAUGGAAGCACUUGCUCCAUAUCAGCCUCUUGAAAUGAAAGUUGUCUAUUACCCAAUUGAUACCAGCUUAAGUUUUAACCAAGCUAACAAGUUGAUACGGGAAUUAAGACCUUCCCAUUUGUUGUUACCAGAACAGUAUACAGUUCCUUCCCCUUUGAACAGACAUCGCCCUGAUCAGAGUCUUACAAUUGAAGCAGAAUGUAACAUAAUUCCUUUCAAAAGAGGCGACAUAGUAAAAGUUCCUAUCAAACGCAAAUGGGAGCAUUUGAAUAUGUCAGCGGAGCUGGCCGAUAAAUUAAUGCCAGUUGAAUGCAAGCCUAAUGUUUUUAUUGCUACAAUAACUGGAUCUGUGAAUGUGAAGGAUAACAAGUUUGAUCUGAAGGUACUUAAGGAAGACCCAGAGGCAGUUGGGUUAAAAAAGAAACUAGCUCUGUCAGAUCAUUGUUUGCCUUCAUCCUAUGCUUGUGAUUCUUUGGACAUCACCCAGUUUUUGCAGAAAUUGAAUAAAGAAGGCAUUACCGAUGCUAAAGUUGAAGAAAGGCCAUCUGGAUUCAUCAUCGAUCUGCAAAGUCAUGACAUUUUAAUUCAAGUUGAAGAUCAUUCAACCCAUGUUAUCUGUGAUGGUGAUUCUGCCAUAAGAUCUAAACUUCAUGAUUUGAUUUUGGAAUGUUUGAAUAAGAUCUGAGUCAAAACGGCCCCAGACCAAGGCGUUAGACACCUGCGACUUUUCCAGAGACAAAGAAGAAAAAUAAUCAAACCAACACAUGAAGAAGAUCCAAGGACAAGAAGGACAAUGGCCCAUGUAGGAAAUGAUCGUCCUGUUUUUUUAAGAAAAAAUGUACAUUUUGUAAAUAAACUUAUUUAAAAAAUCAUGUUACUAUUGAUUUUGCUGUAAUACAUGUGAAAGUUAACUAAACGUGAAACUGAGGACAUGUUCAA